This is a messenger RNA of Bradysia coprophila, 764 nucleotides long. RefSeq lists its product as uncharacterized. The record is from RefSeq and is a predicted model, not a curated record. Lineage: Eukaryota; Metazoa; Arthropoda; Insecta; Diptera; Sciaridae.
AUCAAUCAAUUGGAGGAGUUUAGUUGGUUACAGACAGGCUAAGAGUACAGUCUAUUUGUGACCUGCUUCUUUAAAAUUCAUAAAAUGUUUCCCUUUAAUCCGCUGAAUUUUUUCGCACAAACUGUUUUCUGUUUGAUCAUCGUUCAGAUGGUCAACAGCACCUGUGAUGUAUAUAAUUCACUUGAUUGGAGCAACGACGACAUUAAUUUCCAAAAAAUAAGUGGACUUUACUCAGUGAUUACAACUAGCUACCAAGCAAAUUAUGGCGCUUGUGAAGUUCAUGGCAUAUCGCAAACAGCAAAUAAUGCAAUCCUUGACAAGUACAAGAAGACAGGGUCUCCUUGCUCCACGGUAUAUCGAAAUCUCAUCACCAAAACCACGAACGCAUUUCAAUUCAACUAUUCCGGCGAUGAUUUGCAAUGCAUGCCGCGUAGCAAUCACAGAACCGUUGACAAUAUGAAGAUGAAGGUUCUACCGGAUGGUGAAUGUUUUUUCAAAGCAUUCUGUUUACCCGAUGGAACACCAGUGAUCAAUUUGCUGUGCCGAAACCCAGACACAUUCUGGAUUACCCAGCUUUUGAAUCCGAUUAUAAAUAUUGUGUUGGCGUUGCUUGGCAAUUCGCUCUAUUACAUUGAUCAAAGUUGUUACAAUCAAAUUGUCAAUAAUCCAUCCGAUCUGGCCCUGUUGUUGGGUUCAUAAAAGUAAUCCAAAUGUUGCAACUUACAAUCAGUUGUUGUUCAUUUUAAUAAAAUUGUUACCCACUA